Molecule: messenger RNA, 894 nt
Organism: Truncatella angustata
Lineage: Eukaryota; Fungi; Ascomycota; Sordariomycetes; Amphisphaeriales; Sporocadaceae
Exons: 5
Coding region: 1-894 (297 amino acids)
Biological process (GO): proteolysis
Cellular component (GO): cytosol
Molecular function (GO): pyroglutamyl-peptidase activity
Source: RefSeq, a predicted model, not a curated record
AUGGGUUCUAUCGACUCAAUGCCGAACGACGUAGGCCGUGAUGGCCAUGAAGAAUUAACGGUCCUGGUCACCGGUUUUGGGCCCUUCAAGGAUGGAUAUCCAGUCAACCCGUCUUGGGAAAUCGCCUCGUCGCUUCCCCAGUACCUGCCAUGGGAUAGGGUGAAGGAUCCCUCUCACCGGACCUCUACCAAGAUGCCCAGGGUACGGCUGCUUGUCCAUCCGCAGCCCGUGAGGGUGAAUUAUGAAACGGUACGAGAGCUUGUGCCGACACUUUGGGACUAUCCGCAGCAGAAGGUCGAUCUGGCGCUACACAUCGGCAUGGCUGGGCCAGCCGCUCGAUAUUCUAUUGAGCACAGGGCACAUCGGGAUGGGUACAAGCAUAAAGACGUCGACGGAAAUCUCCUGGAGGACGACAAGAGGAGAGAGCGGGAAGGCGAUAAGUGGAUCUGGCAUGGUGCACCAGAGGAGCUCUUGACAGAUCUUGAUAUCGAUGAUAUUUACGGGAAGUGGGUUGAUAGAAGUCCGGAUGGCCCAGAACUCCGGAUAUCUGAAGACCCCGGCCGUUAUCUAUGUGAUUUCAUUUACUUCUCAAGUCUUGCACACCUGUAUAAACAGAACCGACCCCGGAAAGUGCUCUUUUUGCACGUUCCGGCUCAAGGCACGUCGGAGUUCGUGAAGCAAGGUACUGAACUUGCGACACAGUUACUCAGAUCAAUGGUUGAGAGCGAGGUUGAGAAUAGGGAAGAAAAGCUUCAAACAUCUGAGAAAGCUACCUGGUAUGGCUGUGGUGCUCAUAUCCCUAGCGUCUUGGACAACGUCUCGCAGGAUGAGUGGUGCACAUGUGAGCCCAAGGUUGAGAUGAAUGGAAAAAAGUACCCACCAAAAGCGAAAUAG